This is a messenger RNA of Cladocopium goreaui, 2100 nucleotides long. The record is from the annotation of a GenBank genome assembly. Lineage: Eukaryota; Dinophyceae; Suessiales; Symbiodiniaceae.
AUGAGAUGCUGGAUGCAGCGAUCGCCGAAGCCCAAGCACGACGACGAGCCCAACAACAUGGACAUCGACCACUGCCGAGCUCUGCCCCUGUUGGUUCCUGUCCCUGAGGACGCAGAGUUCGACGACAUGGACUUUGAGGACGCUCCACUGGCGAUUCAUGGACUUCAUGGACAAGCUGGCUUUGUGGCUUACCCCACGCAACCUCCCGAGAUGGAAAGGUUCAACGCCUUCCCUAUGGUACCUGCUCUACCUGGAGGACAUCCCAGUCCUGCUGAGACUGGAGUGGCAUCUGAAGAAGGAUGUCAACACCUACGCACUACGAAGAGAGGAAGCAAUGGGCCAAAGGAGAAGGUGACCUGCUUGGACUGCAACAAGGUCCUACGUCAUGAAACUCGAGCUGGAGCUGGUGCUGUUCCAAUGGAAGUCAAAGAUCGACAGAGCUGCAAGCAUGAGAAGAAGCACUACAGAGGCACCACAGGCACGACUUGGAAAUGGACGUGCACGGAAUGCGGUCACUCUGAGACCGGCAAGAAGAACCCCGGCGAGACCGGAAGAUAUGGAGCUGAACAAGUAUCUUCAAGAUCGGAGAUGGCGAGCUCUUUUGCACCUACAACAUCUUCAGAGGAUGAACGUGGACUUGAAUUUCAUCCUGGAGAAGUCGUGGCUUUGAUGCAGAACAGCCUGGCCAUUCAGACCGAAAUGGGUGUUGAAGUGACACCACAACGGCUGGACAUCAUCUACAGCAAGUGCAAAGCUCUGGUCUAUGGAGAAGGUGCACGUGAUGUUUUGGAUGAAGAUCUGGAUGCAUGGGAUCAUGAGAUCCUGAAAGGUGGCAAGUACAACGGCAAGCCCUUUCGAUGGGUCUUCGACAACGACAACCAGUAUUGCAAGUUCAUCUUUGGCAAGUACAACGCUGGUGACCUACGUGACCCUUCUUUGAUCGAGCUGGCGCGCUAUGUGCACAAGAGGCCCCUCAUCAGGACAUUCUCAUCACCUGAAGAUCGACCUCCACAGGUCUACAUGGUCAAGAAUGACGACGCCAACAUCACCGAGGACACCAUGGUGGCUGUGAUUGACACGGGCUGCAACAACACGUGUCAUGGCUCAAUCUGGAUGGAAGCCUACUUGAAGGCGACUGGACUUCAAGUGCCACUGGAGCCCUGUCUGGGCAAGUUCAAUGGAGUUGGCGGCAAGAUCAAAGCGAUUGGCAUGAGGAGGAUUCCUGUGACCUUCAGCUUGGAGGAUGGCACUGAAGCUCAAGGCGUGAUCGUGUCAACUGAGCUGGAGGGCAGCAACGUGCCACUGCUUUUGAGCACCAAGGCACAGAAGACCUUGGGACUCUUGCUGGACAUGCAUGAUCGCACCGUCUUCAGCAAGUCUUUUGGGCAACAUCUACAACUGGUGGAUCGAGAUGGACUUCCAGGAAUUCGACUUCUACCUGGAGAACAUGGAGAAGCAUCUAUGGCUUUGCACAUCAACGACUCCACCAUCAACGUUGAUGACGAUGACAACGACAAUGAGGAGAUCGAGGCUUUGGACAAGUCCGACAAGCACCUGAUUGAAGAGGAGAACACUCUGGAGUAUGUCAAGCUGGACGAUGGAUCGAUCAAGCAGCUGACCAAAGGACAGAAGAAGAUGCUGCAUGAAGGCUUGGAUGACUUGGAGAAGGAGGACACCGCUUUGUGGACCACACUACGUGAGAAGAACAAGCCCACAAAGACGCCCGGUCGACUACUUCUUCGAGGAUGUGGCGUUGCACUCUUGGAGUUGUUCAGCGGUGCAGCGACCUUGACCAUGAUGGUGGCAUCACUUGGAUUGCCUGUUGCCGAACCGAUCGACGUCCUGGACAAUCCUGCUUUUGAUCUACUUCGACCCGAAGGACGACGCCUUGUGGAGCAACGAAUUGAACAAGAGGAUCCAAUGCUUUUGAGCAUGGCACCCAAAUGUGCUCCAUGGUCCCCUCUUCAGAACAUCAACGAGGCGAAGUCCGACAUCACUGCUGAGAAGUUGGAGGAGGAAAGACGACAGUGGUAUCCAGUCAUCAAAUGGCUGACAGAAUUGGCCAAGAAACGUCUUCAACAAGGACGUGAAGUGAAGUGA